Plasmopara halstedii is the source of this 843-nucleotide messenger RNA. Its product is annotated as longchainfattyacid ligase. Gene Ontology annotation, molecular function: long-chain fatty acid-CoA ligase activity. Gene Ontology annotation, cellular component: membrane; endoplasmic reticulum. Lineage: Eukaryota; Oomycota; Peronosporomycetes; Peronosporales; Peronosporaceae. The coding region runs from base 1 to 843 and encodes 280 amino acids. The transcript has a single exon. The record is from RefSeq and is a predicted model, not a curated record.
AUGGUUCUUGGUGGUCGAGUAAGACUUAUAUUUUCAGGCUCUGCACCCUUGAGUACCGAAGUGAAAGAGUUUCUUAAAGUAGUAUUUUGCUGCGACGUACUGGAAGGCUAUGGACUGAGCGAAACGGCGGCAGCUGCGACCGUUGGCUCUGCUGAUAUGCCGUUGGGAAAUCAUGUUGGUACGCCUCUCAUGCAUGGACAGGUGCAAUUGGAGGACGUGCCGGAAAUGGGCUACACUAGUCGCGAUAAACCUCGUCCACGUGGUGAGAUCUGUUUGAAAAGUCCGACGGUCUUUGCUGGGUACUAUAAAGAGCCGGCGAAAACUUGCGAGGUGUUCGAUGAACGUGGAUGGUUUCAUACUGGUGACAUUGGCUGUUGGAAUGCCGAUGGGACUUUGGGUAUCAUUGACCGCAAGAAGAACUUUUUUAAGCUAUCACAAGGCGAGUACGUAGCGGUUGAAAAGAUCGAGAAUAUCUACUCUAGAAGCAAAUACGUGGCACAGCUAUUUGCUUACGGGGAUUCAUUGCAGAGCUUUUUAGUUGGCAUACUGGUACCGGAUCCUGAAGUGGCAGAAGCUUGGGCUAAUGAGCGUAAUUUAAGUGGAUCAGAUGCGUCGAGUGCCAAGGUGAUCAACAACCCGGAAUUUCAAAAGGCUGUUCUUGUGGACAUGGCUCGAGUUGCUAAGCAAGCAAACCUGCGGGGUUUCGAGUUAGUUAAAAAGGUGCACUUCCACCAUGACCCAUUUUCUUUGGAGCAAGGUCUAAUCACGCCUACUUUCAAGCUCAAACGCCCGCAACUCAAGGCCUUCUUUGAGCAGCAGAUCGCCGAGCUCUAUAAGAAAUGA